CGAGUCCUAAAAGUCGAAAUUUACCCACCUCAUGUACUUAUUUGAGACAACAAACUGUUUUAUAUAAGCUUCUUGCAACAAACUUUAUAAACAACACUAUAAUGAGUGUCUUAACAGGCUUAUCAAUAUUAUUUAUGUGUAUUGCUUGGAAUUUUAAAAUGUAUUCAGUUAAAUGUGGUCUGUGACUUAUAGCUGUUUAGUAAAUUUCGUUAAGUGUAAUCAAUCAUGGCAAACCAAGGAGAUAUUGACUAUGAUAAUAUUAUUGAGACUCUUAUGAAUACAUUUGGAAAUGUUUUAAGUAGAGAUUGUAUCUUUGCUAUUGUUGAGAGCUGUGAAGGAGAUCUUGAAGAAUCUGCAAAUGCUAUAAUAAAUAUGAUGGACCAGAAUUUGUCACCGACUGACAUCCAUCCAUCAGAAAACCAAUUGUCUGAAAGCCCACCAUCAGAAAGCACAAAUAAUAAUUAUCAUGAAAAUGUUACUGUUAAUCACGUCAACACAAAUCAGCAAAAUUUAUCCACUUAUAAUGUUCUUAAAGAGUUUCAACCAAACAUUCCCAGUACGAGUUCUUUAGUUGGCGUUCCUAAUACUUCAAACCAUAUUAAAUCCUAUGCUGGUGCAUCAAAGAAAGUUAUUCAGCCUACACAAAAUAAUUUGAAUGUGUGGACAAAUGAUAAAAGAUCAUCAAAUAUAGUACAAUAUGUUUGGACUGAUCAGAUAAAAAAAAUUGUGUCAUAUCACCAGAAUGGUUUUAGAGUUUUAGUCCUUAUGAGAGGAUUAUCUGGAAGUGGAAAAUCAUAUCUUGCUAGAAAAAUUAUUGAUGCUAUGUAUUCAAAACAAAGUGAAAAAAACUAUACUACGCAUAUCUUUAGUACUGAUGAUUUUUUUAUGCGCAAUAAUCGUUAUGAGUUUGACAAAACUAGACUUUCCGAGUACCAUGAACAAAAUUUUACAAAUGCCAGGCGUGGUAUGAUAAAGGGAGUGAGUCCUGUUAUUAUUGAUAAUACCAAUGUGGAACUUUGGGAAAUGAAACCUUAUAUAAAUGAAGGGGUUAAAAAUGGUUAUAUUAUUGAAGUUGUAGAACCCAGUACACCAUGGGCCAAAAAUCCAAAGCAUCUUUUUAAUAAAACUACGCAUUAUGUUCCAUUACAGUCUAUUAUACGAAAGCUUGAAAUUUACCAAAAUGGUGUUACUGGCGACUACUUGAUCAGUUAUUUUGGAUACCAUUAUCCACCUAAUAUGAAACCUCCUGUAUUAAGAUUUAUUCCUCCAUUUGAAAAAGUAGUGCCUGAUACAACUAUGUCUGUAACAAGUGCAAGUGAAGAUACCACAACAAGUGUUGAAAUUAUUCAAGCAAAUAAUUUAACAACAAAUGAGAUCCCUCAAAGUUUAUGUAAUUCUAAUGUUGCUAGUGAUAAUUCAUCUUGUCAGUUAUCACAAGAAAUAGAACAAGGAAGUAUUGAUAAGCCAGAUUAUCAAAAUAACGAUACAGAUGAUAAUGCUACGAUCAAAGAUAUGAGAUUCACUGAAAUAAAAAAUGCCUUAGAGGAAAUGGAGAAAAUAGAAGAGGAGUGGGACAAUGGCGAUGAUUGGGAUAAUGAUACAAGAAAUACAGAAUAUAAUAAUAAAACUGUUGAUUUUGUUGAGUCAAAGCCUCAAAGAAAAGAAUUGCCAAGAUCAUCAUUGGCACAAAAACAAAUAUCACCAGCUAAAAACAGUGAAGAUUGGACUAAAAAUUCGAUGUUUUGGUCGUCUUGGAGCGAAUGUAGUCAAUCAAUGGUAGAGAUCAAACCCGAAGUAGAGAAAAAAUCAAGUGCCACAUGUAUCGAAAUGGGUGAUACGGAAAUAUCUGAUAUUAAAAAUCCUCUUAAAAUCAUUACAGCUACUUCCAGAGAUAUUAAUGAAUUUUGUGUCGAAAUAAAAAACAAUAAAAUGCCGGAAAAAUGGAUGCUCGACAAAAGCACUUCUACUAGUAAUAAUCAAUUUCUAACUGCUACACAGAGGUGUGAAAACGAAGAACAUCAUUUUAAUUCAUUUCGAAAACUGUUUAAAAAUAUACCGAGGGCUGAUUUAAGAGACAUUUUCGAUAAAUGUCGCGGUGAUGUAAAUUGGGCAGUAGAAAUAGUUCUCGAUGGGAUGGUCGAUAACCAACAGCCACUUUCUAUGGAAUCCGACGAUAUAUCAGACACAGAGGAAGAAAUGCAAAAUGUAAAUUUAUGCCAAUGUUUAUCUGCGUAUGAUAUAUUACCUGAUCAUAAUGAAUCUUUACCACAAUCUGUUGAAAGUGAACGAUGGGUAAAUACAUCGUCCUCUCCUGUGAUAAACACAAAAAAAAUUAAAAAGGAAACUGUAGUUUCUGAGGAAUCCAUGCAAUUGAAACGUCAAAUAGAACAAAAUGUAAGUAUAUCAGACAAUCAUUAUUCAGAGCAUUGCUUAAGAAUAAGAAAAAUGCGAUACGGUGACAAUAAUGACGGGAAUAAUAAUAACUAUAAGGAUAUUGUCGAUAAUAAUACGGAUAAUACACAUGAGCCUAUUGACGCCAGUAUUCCGAGUACAUCAGGCAUAUCUCAGUGUCCCAAUAAUGAAGACAAGAGUGUUAUUGUUUCUGAUGAAGAUAAUACUAGUACAAAUGAAGUACUUGAAGAUGGUAUUGAUGAAGACACAGUUAAUAUUAAUGUAGGCACUGUGUUUAUUCAACAAUUAGAUCAACUAUUUGGUCGUGAUGGCAUAGAAUAUCCGUCUUCAAUAAAGCCUAACCUCAAUAUCCCUCAGUCACUUUUAAAUGAAAUCAAUGCUCUAUGGAUGGAAUCGCUGAUGCAUCAACUUGAACAAAAUUCGAAACAAACUGAUUUAAUGAUCAAACAGGAUGAAGAAUUUGCAAGGCAGUUAGUAUUGAAGGAAAAUGAAUUAUUAAAACAGGGGAAAGAACCGGAAAUACCUGACUUUAAAGAAGUUAUGGAUAUGGAUUAUGCAAUAUUUUUGUAUCAUAAAGAUGUCGAAGAGUUUCGUAACAAAGAACCUAAAGAUUUAGCAGCUAAACUGACGAGGGAAAAGUUGUUUAACUUAUUCCCUGACAUUGCUCCUGACAUAUUGUCCGAGAUGCUUAUGGCUCACGACAAUAAUUUUAAAUUAACUGUCGAGGUUCUUUUAAUGUCAACGGGAAGAACUGAAAUUCUCAGUGAAAAAAAUGGUGUUAGUAAAUUUGUAAUGCAGAAAGAAAUAGAGAGACAAGAAAAGGUUCUAGAAAAAGAAAGACAGGCUUUGUCAGAAGUUGAAUGGCCAUUGUUACCGUCAUUCGAAAGUGUUGAUAUGGAAACAGUGCAGAGAUAUCGGGACGAGGCUGAUAAACAUUUGCAGUCGCGAAACACGAACUAUCAAAAAGCACAAGAAUACAUACGACGAGGGAUGACACAAGUCGCUUCUUAUUAUUCAGACUUUGCCAAUUUUCACACUAAGAAAUAUGAACAGUCUAACAGUAUGGCAGCUGCUUCACUUAUGCAACUACAUGCGACCAAUUGCCCAGAUAAUGCUACCAUAGACUUGCAUUACCUCAGAGUGCCAGAGGCUAAGGAAACCCUCGACUUAUUCCUCGACACACAUAUUCAUAAAUUAAGAGAAAAUAAAAAUGGAAUAAAAUACCAUACUUUAUACUUUAUAACCGGACGAGGUUUGCAUAGUAAUGGGAAACCUCGAAUAAGGCCUGCUGUUAAGAGGAGGCUUCGUGAACGGGGAUUGGAAUUUUCCCAGCGCAACCCCGGCUUGAUAAUUGCAAAAGUUUACGCGAACCACAAACUCUCCUACCAAAUAGCUUAGGAUCAGAUGAAAUCGUCUAGAGAUAGACGAUUUCAAAACUAUUGACAAUACGACAGGACCUCGUGUGUCCAUUUUUACACAAAUUAUCCAGUUUACGUACACUAUCCGUUGUACCGUUGGAUAAUGUUCCCGGUCCUUUAUAAGACCGUGUAUAUUUAUACGUACACGAGUCCGAGGGCGACAUUUUACUCUUACAGACAUGUUUUUUAUGGAUAGAUGUCAUGGUAUCUAAAUUAUUAUGUAAUAUAAAGUAGAUUUGAGAUUAAAUGUGAGGUAUUGUAAGAUAAGUUGUAA
Molecule: messenger RNA, 4104 nt
Organism: Melitaea cinxia (Glanville fritillary)
Lineage: Eukaryota; Metazoa; Arthropoda; Insecta; Lepidoptera; Nymphalidae
Product: NEDD4-binding protein 2
Exons: 8
Coding region: 226-3810 (1194 amino acids)
Source: RefSeq, a predicted model, not a curated record